UUUCAUAAUACACGCGGUAUUUUAUGCUCCUGAAUGAUAUGGACCGCUUGGAUGUGUGUGGAAGCGAUCGCUAUAUUUAUUUAGUUUUUUGAAUCCCGCGCCAGGAAAAUGAGUGACUUCCGGCUUCGGUCUCGCAUUGAGGAGGAGGGCGCUGUGACGUGUACGGUAGAAGACGUCCUCUUCACGCUACAGUGUACUGUUGUGUAUGAGGACGAAGGAUUCAGCUGAUUUUGCGGAUUAAUACUUUUAUUUUUUGCAUCACGCCAGCCAAACGGCUGCAGAAAAAUCAUUCUGUAUGCGGGAGAGGCGUAUGCGCCUUUUUGGAGUUUCAAAAGGUUCCCAUUCACCGUGGAUAUUUACUGUGGGACCAUUGGACUUAUAAGGAAGAAAUCACAUGGAGGUGCUCUUGCGCUCACAUGACAGUCCGGUUGAACCAUGGCUGUAGAGAUCAAUGAAGGCUCGGUUCCUGCCUAUUAUAGAGAGGUAUACGAGGCCGUCUGCAGCCAGAACGAUGAGAAGGUUCAGGGUGAUGUGUUUCAAAGGUUGCUUGAGAGCACCAAACUCUCCAAGGGAGUCCAAGCCCAGAUCACCGAGCAUGUUGAUGCGGCCGCCAAUGGCUUCCUGAGCAAGUUGUCGCUGUACAAAGCACUGGCUUUGAUUGCCAUCGCUCAGCAAGGAAAGCAGCCGAGUCCCAAAGCCCUGGAUAGCUACAUACAAGAGCUUCCGAAGCCUCAACUGGGGGAGCCCAGGGACUUGCGCUCUUUGAGGAUGCAGCCGGCACAAGAGGACGAGCUUACGCUGUCUCUGAACGUGGAUGGAAUGCUGGAGGGAGACGCGGUCAAGGUGAAACUCAUUCCGGAGAAGAAGGGCUUAUUUCUCAAGCAUGUGGAGUACCAGGUCACCAGCCUGCAAUACAAAAUGUCAGUUUAUCGACGCUACAGUGACUUCGAUGUCUUCCACGAGAUCCUUCUUCAGAGAUUCUCAUACAGAGUGGUGCCUUCGCUUCCGCCUAAAAGAAUGUUAAAAGGAGUCCUGACGUCAGUUUCCGAGCAGGAUUUCAUUGAGGGGAGGAGACGGGCACUGUCCAGAUUCCUCAAUCUGGUGGCGCAGCACCAUAUCUUGUCAAAAGAUGAAUUAGUCAAGACCUUCCUCACUUUCUCCGGCUCUGAUGUCCAGAUUAGGCUGCGUGACGCUUAUAAGAAAAUGGGGGAUGAGUUCAUGACCAACAGAAUUGCAACGCUGGCAAAGGAAUACCUCCCUGCAGACAUCCAAGUGCAGUUCACUGCAAGCAGAGAGCUGAUCAAGAACAUCCACAACAGCUUUUACAAGCUGCGCGAGCGAGCUGAGAAGAUUGCCGAGCGCUCCAAGGGAAACGCCAGUGACCUCCUCAUGUUUGGCAAUGAGCUCAGAACACUGGGCUCACAGACGGUUCUCCCGCCGUUGGCCUCGUCACAGAGCACAUGGGGACGCCUGUGUCAGAGUUUGAAAAGUCUAUCCGCGGAAUUUUCUGUGCUCUCAGAAAAAGCGGCUGUGCAGGGCAGACGGGAAGAGGAUGACGUCGUGGAAAGACUGAAUCUUUUUCUUGAUUUGCUGCAGUCAUACAGAGACCUGUGCGAGCGCCACGAGAAGGGCGUGCUCCACGAGCAUCAGCGGGCCCUGCACAAGUAUGGCGUGAUGAAGCGGCAGAUGAUGAGCGCUACUGCACAGCCCAAAGAGCAGAAUUCAGUGGAGCAGCUCGAAUCGCGAAUCGUUCAGCAAGAGAAUGCCAUUCAGGUCAUGGAGUUGCGUAACUACUUCUCGCUGUUCUGUCUCCACCAAGAGACCCAGCUCAUCUUCAACUACCUGCCCAUCACGUCCCACAUCCUGGGAGCCUUUGUCCACUCCCAAGUGCAAGGACACCAAGAGAUGGGUGCGGUGUGGAAAGAACUCCAGCCAAAGCUCAGCUGUCUCUUUGGUGAAAAAAAUGGUGUGAAAUAAACGGAAUUGUGACACAAGAGGGGGAAAAAAAGAAAAAAAAAGUUCCUACUGCACACUUUGCAUCGUAAUUCAACACAAGUGGAUUUUCCUACCCCUCACUGGAUUUAUUAGGUUUGGCCUUUUGACAUGUUGGCUGUUGGUUAAUGCGUGUAUGUCCAAAUCAACUUUUACCGCCAAAGAGGCAGGAAAUUCUACAGGUUGCAAGGGACCCGUUAGCACAGUGGAUAUUCCAGCCCUUUUUGUUCCUAAGUUAUUGUGUAUGAAGUUGGGGGGGGGAAAUAAAUCAAGCAUUUUACUUUAUUUAAACCUUGGGAAUUUUUCUAUUUUUACUCCCAAAAUCCCAGAUUUUUGAUAGAAAUGAUGACAUUUUAUUUGCAUGCUUUCUGUUGUACCUUAUUGUUCAUUCUUGGCCCAUGUGCUGUUAGUUGAUAAGCUAAUUUAAUGUGCCUUAGCUCAAAUCUGCACAUUAUUACAGUGAUAACACUAGCUGACCUGAUGCAUCGUACUCCAAAUGUGCAAUAUGUAUCACAGAAAUUGGACAAACGAGGCAACUCCAGGGUCAAAGCUGCUUUUGAACACUUUAAUUCCUAAAGAAACUUGACACCUUUUAGAAAAAGGAAAACUUGGAUACAGUUGCACAAACAAUACUGCACAAACAUGUCUUUUGUUUGAACUAUAUGGCAAACAGAUUUAGAGUUGACUGAAAUAUGUUGAUAUUUUUCUGAAAAAUAAACGAAUACAAAUGAAAAUACCUUGUUAUUUUUCAUCAAUCACCCAAUACUAAAACUAUUUUUCGCUGACAUAAUUAACUUCAAUGGACAUCCAACUCCUUUUAACUGGCAGUGAAUGAUCACCAUAUGACUUUAUACAUAUUAGGCAUUGAAUGAUUUCAAUAGG
This is a messenger RNA of Corythoichthys intestinalis (scribbled pipefish), 2874 nucleotides long. It is a transcript of the gene snx8a, whose product is annotated as sorting nexin 8a. NCBI's taxonomy places the organism in Eukaryota, Metazoa, Chordata, Actinopteri, Syngnathiformes, Syngnathidae. Gene Ontology annotation, biological process: early endosome to Golgi transport; intracellular protein transport. Gene Ontology annotation, cellular component: early endosome membrane. The record is from RefSeq and is a predicted model, not a curated record. The transcript has 14 exons. Gene Ontology annotation, molecular function: protein binding; phosphatidylinositol binding. Bases 436 to 1977 code for a protein of 513 amino acids.